AAACCCCCUUCCCUCUAUCUUUCCCACCUUUUAUCUUCCUUCUCAUUCUACACCCAUUCUAUCCCUUGCCUCAAAAUAUCAAAAAGAAAAAAAAACUCUCAUUAUUUGAAAUUAAGACAACAAAUCCAAUGCCAUUGAUCACUGUCUGAUGAUACUACUCCCAAAUUUCCAAAUAUGGACGGUCUUACACUAACCACCGUCACUGCCACCAGCACCGCCGCAGUCACUAAAUCAAUAUUUCCUUCAGUAUCAGUUACAUUCAAAAAAAGCUUCAUAAAAACCAGUAGAAGAAGAGAAUUGUGGGUUGCUAGAAAAACUAAGUUUAUUGUUUUUGCAGCUAAAGAAGAUGAGUCUAAGCUUGAGCCACACGACCAAAUGGAGCUUAAUUUUGGCCGUAUGCUUGGUGAAGACCCAAAACUUACUCUUGCUAAGAUUAUGGCUAGAAAGGCCAACCCGGAUGUGUCAUUUCUCGAAGUUGAGAAGUCAUUUUACAAAAACAAGGGUAAAAUAGUGGAAAUUAAGGAGCUUCCUUUUGAUGUCUCUGACAAUAAGAAACCGUCGAAUUCAUUAGAAGGCAUAGCCGAACAGCCAGCGUCAAAUUCAUUAGAAGGAAUAGUAAAAAAGCCAGCAUCGAAUUCAUUGGAAGGUUUAAAUUUGGUUAGGCCUGUUCCUAAAGGAGGAGUUAGAUUUCAAGUAGAUGAGAAGCCAGUGUCACAGGAGAUAAAGAGGCCAAGCAAACCAGUUGGAAGAGACGUAGAUAAUACUAAACGUACUGUUCCUAAUGUUAUCUUGCGAAAACCAGCUUUGUUUGUCGAGGAUGAUGAGGAAUAUAAGCCAUCUUCAAAGUCGAAAGUGAGGAUUAUGCCAAAUUUGACAUUGAAAAUGCUAAAUGAUCAAGACAAGAAGAACUUUAGUGAUAUGACUUUGUUGAGAAAGCCGGAACCAAUGAGUGCCGAAGAAAAGCAAGAACCUUUGGGUAAUGCAGAGAUCAAGGUUAGCAAUGAUGCAACUGGAUUGAGAACAGGGAAAGAAGAGGAUGAGAACAAAUACAGUGGUUUUACAUUAGUAAAGAAGCCUGAAAUUGCAAAGAGUGGUCUUGAUGAAUCUUCAGAAACUUGGGGCAGCUCAGUUUCGAAGGACCAAGAGCCGGAAGAUGACUCCAGACUAGGAUUGCAGCCGCUUGAGAAAAUAAAUGGGCCUGAAAAAGAACAUUCUGAUGAUGUAUUGGCUGAUUCCACAACUAAAUUCUCAAUUGAUGCUACAUUGCAAGGAAAACCAGAGAGAUUAGAUCAAUCUGUGAUGAAAAUGCCAAAAUUAGUCAAAGAAGAGACAUCUCUCUUGAAUCCUGAAAGUAAUGAAAAUGCUGAGGAGCUUUAUAGUCUCCCUCCUAUAUCACCAGCAGAGGAUGGUGACUGGUCCAGGGCAGAAGAUCUUCUCAAGACGGGAAAUAGGGGUGAAGUGGAGCUGGUUAGCGCCAGCACAAGAGGCUUUGUAGUAUCUUUUGGCUCAUUGGUAGGAUUUCUGCCAUACCGUAAUCUUGUGACAAAAUGGAAGUUCCUAGCAUUUGAGUCUUGGUUGAAACAGAAAGGGUUGGACCCAUCAAUGUAUAAGCAAAGUUUAGGAAUUAUUGGAAGUUAUGGUGUCUUGAACAGGAACUUAUCUUUUGAUUCAAGUUUGACUCAAGAAGUUUCUAAAAAUGUUGGAGAAGUUAAAUCAGAUAUGAAGUUGGAAGAUCUUCUCAAGAUUUAUGACCAAGAGAAACUCAAAUUCUUGACCUCGUUUGUUGGCCAGAAAACUAAGGUGAACGUGGUAGCGAUUGACAGAACAUUGCGGAAACUAACAGUUUCUUUGAGGCCCAAAGAGAAGGAAGAGUUAAUUGAGAGAAAACGAAGUCUCAUGGCGAAACUUCAAGUUGGUGAUGUUGUAAAAUGCUGCAUCAAGAAAAUAACAUACUUUGGAAUUUUUGUUGAGGUUGAAGGUGUGGCCGCGUUAAUUCACCAAACGGAGGUGUCAUGGGAUGCAACCUUAGACCCUGCAUCAUAUUUUAAAGUUGGUCAGAUUGUGGAGGCAAAAGUUCAUCAAUUGGAUUUCACACUGGAACGAAUUUUCUUAUCACUAAAAGAGAUUACGCCUGAUCCACUGACCGAGGCAUUGGAGUCUGUGGUUGGGGAUCAUGAUUCCUUGGAAGGGAGAUUACAAGUAGCAGAGGCAGAUUCCGAGUGGGCUGAUGUGGAAUCACUUAUCAAAGAACUGCAACAAGUUGAAGGAAUCCAGUCCGUCUCUAAAGGUCGAUUCUUCCUGAGUCCCGGUUUAGCUCCAACUUUUCAGGUUUAUAUGGCAUCCAUGUUUGAGAAUCAGUAUAAGUUACUUGCUCGAUCCGAAAACAAAGUACAAGAGGUGAUAGUUGAAGCAUCACUGGAUAAAGAAGAAAUGAAAUCUACAAUUUUAUCAUGCACUAGCAGAGUAGAAUAGUUGCUUGCUGGCUCGUAAACUUCGAUCUGCAGUAGCCGUUCUCGAUAUACCAGGUUUCACUCGGAAGCAGAAAAGAUUAAAUGCAGGAUCAUAGUUUCGUCGCGUUCUUCAUUCUUGACGGAUUAGAGAUGCUUCUCGGGGUGUAAUCAAACGGACCUAUCGAUACAAGAGUAGAUCAAUUUACAGGUUAUAUUGAUUUUGCACACUGUAGGACUGAAUUUUCAGUUUAUGUUGUAUCAUAUACUUCAGAAACCCUAUUCAAUUUGCAGCAGUAAAAUUAAUGGAGUGAGUGAGAUUCAAUUUUUUUUGAA
Mercurialis annua (annual mercury) is the source of this 2783-nucleotide messenger RNA. RefSeq lists its product as uncharacterized. The transcript is spliced from 14 exons. The record is from RefSeq and is a predicted model, not a curated record. Lineage: Eukaryota; Viridiplantae; Streptophyta; Magnoliopsida; Malpighiales; Euphorbiaceae. Gene Ontology annotation, molecular function: nucleic acid binding. Bases 175 to 2472 code for a protein of 765 amino acids.